AUGUGCGCGGCUGAGGUGGACGAUCACGUCGCCCAGAGAUACCUGCUCAGGCGGCGGCUCGGGAAGGGGGCGUAUGGCAUCGUGUGGAAGGCAGUGGACCGCAGGACUGGUGAGGUUGUGGCCAUCAAGAAGAUCUUCGAUGCCUUUAGGGACGAGAUGGACGCCCAGAGGACCUUCCGGGAAGUUGCACUGCUCCAGGAAUUCCAGGGUCAUCCCAACAUCAUUCGCCUCCUGGAUGUGAUCCCAGCGGCCAAUGACAAGGAUCUUUACUUGGUGUUUGAGUCUAUGGACACUGACCUGCAUGCUGCCAUCUGCAAGGGGACCCUGCUGAAGGACAUCCACAAACGCUACAUCUUUGCCCAGCUACUGCGGGCCACCAAGUUCAUCCAUUCUGGAGGCGUCAUCCACCGGGACCAGAAGCCAGCCAACGUCCUCCUGGAUGCCAACUGUGUGGUGAAGCUUUGUGACUUCGGCCUGGCGAGGCCCCUGAGCGGCCUCCCGCAGGGGCCUGAGGGCCAGGCGCUGACCGAGUAUGUGGCCACCCGUUGGUACCGGGCUCCCGAGGUGCUGCUGUCCUCCCGCUGGUACACCCCGGGGGUUGACCUGUGGAGCCUGGGUUGCAUCCUGGGGGAGAUGCUGCGGGGUCGCCCUCUGUUCCCCGGCACGUCCACACUCCACCAGCUGCAGCUCAUCCUCGACACUGUGCCGCCUCCAUCCCAGGAGGACCUCCAGGCUCUCGGCUCCGGCUUCAGCGCCGCCAUCAGGCACCGCCUGCACUGCCGGCCACCGCGGCCUCUGGACACUCUCCUGCCGCCCGACACGCCCCCGGAGGCCCUGGACCUCCUCGGGAAGCUGCUGGUGUUCGCCCCGGACAAGCGUCUGAGCGCGGCGCAGGCGCUGCGGCACCCUUACGUGCAGAGGUUCCACUGCCCGGCCAGCGAGUGGGCCCUGGACUCGGCCGUGCGGCUCCCGGGGCAGCAGGAGCGGCUCUCGGAGCGCGAGUUCCGCAAUCGCCUGUACCGGAUGGUCGCCGAGCGCAGAGAGAGCGGCCCGGGGGGCGCCGUGCUCGGGGAGGGCCCGGCUUUCCGUCCCCGCGCUGCGCCGGACCCCCGACAGCCGCCCGGAGCCCCCGACGGAGCCCAGAACGGUCCCCGGGAGGACGGGGCAGGACCGCGGGAAGGUCGUCAGCACCCCGCCCCGCAGGCGGAGCCCUCCGCGCCCCCCGCGCCCUCCCUGACCUCUCAGGCCGCCGCAGGGAUGGCCAACCGGGCCUUGAUCCGGAGUGAAGGGAACCCAGGCCGAGGGGCCAGGAUGGGCGGCGAGCGACGGGUUCCCCGCGCGCCCCCAGUGGAGCAGCGGCCCGGUCGGAGGAUGUUCGGCUCCUCAGUCUCGCAGGGCGCCCAGGGGGCCGCGCGGGCUGCACUGGGGGGCUACUCACAAGCAUACGGGACCGUGUGCCAGUCGGCACUGAGCCGCCUGGCCCUGCUCCCAGGGCCCCGCACCUGA
This is a messenger RNA of Sorex fumeus (smoky shrew), 1506 nucleotides long. It is a transcript of the gene MAPK15, whose product is annotated as mitogen-activated protein kinase 15. NCBI's taxonomy places the organism in Eukaryota, Metazoa, Chordata, Mammalia, Eulipotyphla, Soricidae. Gene Ontology annotation, cellular component: cytoplasm; nucleus. The record is from RefSeq and is a predicted model, not a curated record. The transcript is spliced from 13 exons. The coding region runs from base 1 to 1506 and encodes 501 amino acids. Gene Ontology annotation, molecular function: ATP binding; MAP kinase activity. Gene Ontology annotation, biological process: intracellular signal transduction; protein phosphorylation.